Molecule: messenger RNA, 2510 nt
Organism: Bufo gargarizans (Asiatic toad)
Lineage: Eukaryota; Metazoa; Chordata; Amphibia; Anura; Bufonidae
Exons: 2
Coding region: 162-1079 (305 amino acids)
Biological process (GO): DNA integration; DNA recombination
Molecular function (GO): DNA binding
Source: RefSeq, a predicted model, not a curated record
GUAACGCGCACACCAAUUGACCCUUGUGUAGUGCCCACCCCUACCUAGUGGGACACUACAUAUGUCCCGGGAGUUGAUAACGACAUUGCUGAUUCACUCUCUCGUUUUCAGUGGGAUCGUUUUCGCGGGCUGGUGCCGGAUGCGGACGAGUUGGGUCUACCAUGUCCUCAGUGGCUCUGGAACGUGGCCUUGGGGUCUCCUCUGAGUUGAUUCGCCAGUCCGUGAGUAGGAGUACGUGGUUGGCGUAUUCUUCGGUGUGGUCCCAGUGGGAGCAGUUGCUGGAUCAGGUGGGGGGUUAUGAGGUAGUGGAGGAUUUUCAGAUGUUAGUAUAUUUUAUCGGUUUGUCUUAUAGUUCGGGGGUGUCUGUUUCGGUGGUUUCCAAGAGGGUGGCGGCUGUUACCUUUUGGUUACGGUUGCGGGGUCUUGUGGAUGUGUCUAAAUAUUUUCUGGUACGGCAGGCUUUGAAGGGUUAUAGGCUGAGUGCGGCUCGUCCAGACACUCGUAGGCCGGUUUCGUGGGCAGUGUUGCAGUCGUUGUGGGAGACGGUUGGUGUGGUGUGUUUGACGCCUUAUGAGGUUUGUUUCUUUAGGGCUGCCUUUUCCCUGGCCUUUUUUCGGGCCCUCAGGGUGUCUGAAUUGGUGUCGGGAAGUCGGUUGUGUGGGGGCGGUUUGUUGCGGCAGGAUGUGUGUUUUUCUGGGGAAGGUUUACGUUGUGUAUUGCGCAGGUCUAAAACGGAUCAGGAGGGCAAAGGAGUGGUUAUUAUACUGCGCCCGUUGCUUGGGUCGGUUUUGUGUCCGGUCAGGUGUUUAGAGGAGUUGUUGGCGGUUAGGCUGGAUGUGGUGGGUUCGUUGUUGAUGCAUGUGGAUGGGUCGGCAUUGUCGCGGUAUCAAUUUGUUGCGGUUUUUCGGAAGUGUUUGGUUGCAGCAGGUUAUCCGGCAUGGGAAUUUGCGUCUCAUUCCUUUAGGAUUGGGGCGGCAAUGGAGGCGGCCAGAUGGGGCCUGGGGGAGGAGGCCAUUAAGCGGAUUGGUCGGUGGGAAUCUAGAUGUUAUCGAUCUUAUGUUCGUCCCCAUAUGUUGUGAGUGCCGGGGGUAAAAGUUUUGUUGUUUAUACGUAAUUUUGUUAGGUUUUGAUUUUAUUUGUUCACAGGGUCGGCUUGUAUGGCAUGGAUCUUCGGACAUUCCUACGUGUACUGGGGAGCAUUGCGGGCGGACGUGAGGAGGAACGGACGGCAAUUGGGGUUCGACCCGGCUGACAUGCAAGUGCGCUGGAUUGGCAUACAGGGUCUUUUGUGGGAACUCGUUUUAUUUUGGUUGCAAUCACCUGUAGAAGAUGGUGUAGCUUUCAAUAUCUGCCGGCCAUCCGGCAAAUGGCUGGAAGACCACAGGAGCCACCAAUGUUUCUUCUUGGUCCCAUUUUGGAGCAUCAAUAUUUUGCAUGACCCCCCAAAUGAUGUAAUGGAGUUAAUAAAUCCAGAUUUUUUUGGACCAUUGGGAAGAUGUAGCCCAGUCUGCUUUGUGGAAACACUGCUGCCAACCUGCUAUUAGAGACAUGCAUCCACCAUAUUUGCUGCCUGCCAGAGUUGCACUGCAGCCCAGCAGGACCAGUCAGGACAGUUAGGCCGGACAAGAAGCGGAGCGGUAAGGGGAGGCCGCUCAUGAAGAGGGUUUUGGGUGUGAGGGGACAGGGAGGUAGGGGUUAAGGCACGGAGGAGGGAUUCAGGUAAGGGCGCGUUUCGCCAUGCGAACGGGGGGGUUGCUAUGGGUCAGAGCGGAGAUUGAGGCGGGGUCAGUGGCAUUCGGCCAGGAGGAAGCGAACGAGCAGGAUUAUGGCAGCACCGGCGUGGUCUGUAGAGGAGAUGUUGGAGCGGCUGCGCAGGGAGGCGGAGGUGCGGGGGCCUGGCUGGUUGCAGGAGCAGGUUGGUGCGUGUAUUAUGGCUCCUGCUCCUGCAGCUACCCCCACUGUACAGGCUGUCCGGCCGCGGCGGGGUGUCCCACCGGCGCGCCUUAGCCCUGAAAGCACCCCCUGGGUCCGGCGCCGAGUAGGGAGCCCCUCAAGGGACCCUCCGCGGUGGACAGGGUCUGCUUAGUCUUCUGCAGGGCUCUCUCAUCGCGGGAGGAAUCCACUACACGGCGGGGCCCAGAGCAGAGCGGGAUGCCCCUUCCCCCGCUCUCUGCUGCCAGUCUUGGGGACGCAGGACCAGGAACGGUGGAUCGGCCCAGUCCAGGUCCCAGCGGGCGGUCUACUCAGCUGUGCGAUGAGAUCCAUGUGUUUCGGGCUGCACAGAGUGGGGGAGAAGAGCGGUGCAGGCCCAGUGAAGUCCCGGGCAGAGGUGGAGCCGUGUCAGCGUGCCAGAGGCCUGCCAGCAUCAUCCAGAGGGCCGUGCAAUUCGUCCGGGAGGAGGUACCGUCGACGUCCAGGAGCAGCGCCGAAGGAGAGUCCGUGCAGCGGGAGUCAGGAUCUGCGGCAGAGGGAGUCACAGCGCCCGUGGUGCCUGGUGAGACUACUUGGGG